This is a messenger RNA of Gongylonema pulchrum, 714 nucleotides long. Lineage: Eukaryota; Metazoa; Nematoda; Chromadorea; Rhabditida; Gongylonematidae. The record is from the annotation of a GenBank genome assembly.
AUGGCUAUCAACGACAGUUCAUGCCUUUGUUUAGAACUGAAGGACGACUCAUCGGACAGUACACUGUACAAAAUACUUAGUUGCUUAGGAUGGGCCGUGAAAAUACCGAUUGAAUUCUCAAAUAUCGACUUUGACUACUUCGAUGUGUCGCGAUAUGCCGAUGCGCCAGUGCAAUACACCAAAUACAGUAAUGGUUACGCCGGUCAGCCGCCUCCUGAACGAGUUAAUCCUGAAUGUGAGCGCAAGAUCAAGCAAUGCGGUGCGCUUGAGUUGGAGAAUCUCAUUGUGAAUUUACUCUCGCGUGGCGCAGUCAGAGACCAGAUCCUGCUAACUCUGGAAGUGCUGAGGCAGCUGAUCGGUGUGGUUGACGCGGCGAAGCAGGUACCCUCUCUGUUCGCCGCUUUUCGAAAAAUACGGGACCGCGUAUUUCGGCAGAAGCCCAUCCUGGAACAAAUCAGCCGGACACAACAGCAAGAAAAUCAUCUGCCGCUGCCGCAAAAGGUGUGCUUUUCCAUCAGUGCAAAAACGACUUUGAUGAUUUCACGUCCCCAGCGUGUGCUAGCCAACGUCAGAUACGUGGAAUCUCGCAGUGGGUGGUACAUAGUGCCCUGCAAAACUCACCAUGCUUCACCACACUUGUUCUCAUCCGUCACCAUAUUGUGCGCAAGCGAAAAAGCAGUGGUCAUUUCUUCGCAUAUUUCCAUCCGACACUGA